AUGUAUGUUUCUUUCUUCUCCUUAAUUUUUUGUUUUUAUGUUUCGUUUUAUAUUCUUUUCAUUACGUUAUUUACCAAAAAAAAUUGCUUAUGCAUUGUAUUAAAAGAAAGAGAAGAAUCAUACAACAUAAUAUUAAAAAAGAAAAACAAAACAAAACAAAACAAAACGAAAUAUUUUGUUCAUAAUUUUUUUAAAAAAAAUAAUGUUCAUCCAUAUUAUAAGAGCAUUCGAAUAUUUCCCGGAAGGACUUUCUUACCAUAUUAUCAAAAUGUAAAGGAUAAAAAAAAAAGAAAUAUAAAACUCAAGGACAAUAAUAAUAAUAAUAAUAAUAAUAAAUAUAAUAGUAUAUGUAAUUAUUAUGAUAAUCAAAAUGUCAAAACAAACAAAAAAAACCUACCACCUUAUAAUAACAUAAAAAAUCAACAUGAUCAUGUAGUAAGUACAAGUAAUAAUCAUAUCAAUAUGAUGUCCAAUUUAUUAAAAAAAAAGAAAAAAAAAAAAAAAACCACUUUUUCAAAAAAAGAAAUGUUAAAUAUAAAGAAAAAAAAUGAUAAGUUCAAAUUCUUAAACACAAAACAAAACAAAUAUAUAUAUAAUAAAACAAAACAUACACACAUGAAAUAUAUAAAAGAUAAUAAGAAAAGGAAUUCACUUGGAAAAGAUAAACAAAAUAUACUCCUCAUAGAUAAGCAAUUAAAUAAUACCGAAUAUAAAAGUAAUAUAGAACAACAAAAGCAAGAUAAUAAUCAUUCAUAUUUUGAAAAAAAAGAAAAAAAAAAAAAAAAAAAAAAAAUUCAUAAAUUUAAAACAAGUAAAAAACAAGAAAAUAUAUUAAACAUGUUUGAAAACAAUUUAAAUUAUUCAAUAGACAAGUUAAAUAAAAAAACAAAAAAAUAUGAAAUAUUUACACAAAAAGAAAAUAUUAAAAGUGAUGUCCUACAAAAUGAAAUUCUAAAAAAGAUUCUUUCAAAAGAUACAAAAUCAAAAAAUAAACAUGAUCAAGUAAAAAAUAAAGAUGAUCAAGUAAAAAAUAAAGAUGAUAAAAUAAAAAAUAAACAUGAUAAAGUAAAAAAUAAACAUGAUAAAGUAAAAAAUAAGAAGGAUAAAAUAAAAAAUAAGAAGGAUAAAGUAAAAAAUAAAGAUGAUAAAAUAAAAAAUAACAAUGAUGAAAGACAGAACAAAAUAAAAAUGCCUAUAAAUAAUAAUCAAAAUAACUUCAAACAUCAAGACAAAUGUAAUAUUAAUCAUCAACAUGAAAAUAACAAAAUUAAACAUUACAUCGAUGAUAUAACCAAUCAACAAAAUGAACAAAAUAAUAAAGAUCUUCAUAAUUGUCUUAAUGAUCAUCAACAUAUUCAUAAUAAAAAUAUUAUAACCGAACAUACAAAUUAUUUACAUAAUCAUAUAACAACAAAUGCUCAUGUUAAUAAUAAUCAACCCAUUAUCAACAUACAACAAAUUUUUCAAGUCUCAAAAUCUGUUGAUAACUUUAGAAGACAAAUACAAAUAAAAUAUAAUAAACAAAAUAAUGGAAACGAAAUAAAAAAAAGAUUACAACAAUAUGAUUGUAUAAUUGAUUUUAACGCAAAUAAAAAUAUUAUCACACAAGGAAUCGCAGAAAAUAAAAAUGAAAAAAAAAAUGAAAAAAAAAAAAUUAACAAAAACUAUACAUUUUAUGAUGUAGGUAUAUAUGAUAACUUUAUUAACAUAUAUUUAAAAUAUAAUGAUAUUAAUUAUACUACCGAUCAUCAAGCCGAAUAUAUACCAAUAAUACUUUUUUUUUUAAAUAAUGUAAAAAAUGAUUUAUAUAAUUGUUAUAAACAAAUGAUCACAUAUCAUAAUAAUAAUAUCCUAAAUCAUAACUCUAAUAUUUUAUCAAAAGAAAAUGAAAAAAAACAACCUUUUUCAACAUAUAAUAUAUCAAAUCUUUGUUCUCCUGACCAAAUGGUGAUAAAUAAAAAAAUGAAUCAACGACAAAGCACACAUGUCGAUGAACAAAAGGACACAUCAUGUCAUAUAAAAAAUGUAUAUAAUAAUAAUGAUAAUAAUUUUGUUAUUCAAAAUAAUGAACUCCUCACUUCAAAUUUGUUGAUCAAGGAUAAUAAUAUUAAUUCUAAACAAAACCAGGACAUGCCUAACAAAAUAAAUUUUGCUAAAGAAGACGAUAAUAAAAAAUGUGAUGAAAAAAAUUAUAUGGAUGAUCAAAAAUGUGGUGAAAAAAAUUAUAUGGAUGAUAAAGAAAAAACAUCAAAUAUAAAACAAAUCCUAUACGUAAAUAAAUAUAAUGAAAAAUUAAAAAAAUUAAUUAGAACGUUCUUCUUACAUUGUCCAACAGGUACAGGAAAAACGUUCAUAUAUUUACUACCUCUCUUCCAAGAAAUUAGUAAUUAUAAUUUUUUAGAGUACGAACAAAAUCAAAUACAAACAAAAGAAUCCUAUGAUGAAAAUAAUUUAUUCUGUAAGCACAAAUUCUUUUAUGCUAAUAAAAAUAUAAAUGAACAACUCACUUCCUUCCUUUGUGUAAAUAAAACAGAAGAACAAAUUUUUAGAAAUUAUAAUAUUGAAAGAAUGAAACACAUAUUCAACUCUAUAAUAAAUCAAAAUAAUCAAGUUAAUCUAAAAACAGAAAACACAACAAAUGGUUCUUUAAACAAUGAAAAAGAAUAUGCCUUUCAUGAAAAAAAAAAAUUAAAUGAUAAUCAUAAGAAUCAUAUAUAUAAUACAGAAAGACAAAAAAAAAAAAAAGAUAUUUUAUUAAUUACAUAUAAUAAAGAACUUGCUGUUCAAAUAUAUGAAUUAUAUAAAGAUAUAAUCAAUUCGUUUUAUAAAUCAUAUGAUGCUUCAUUUUUCAAAAAUAAUAAUUCAAUCAUAUAUCCCAGCUCCAUACAAAAACAUGGACAAAUGCUUAUAGAAAAAUUAAAUAUCAAUUUUAAAGAAAAGUUAAAUAUGAAUGUUCAUUUAUUAAUAGGUGGAAAUAAUAUUAAAUAUCAGCUUAAAAGUUUAAAAAAAAAAAAAAAUAAUAACAUUAAAAAUAUAAAUAUAAACAAAAAUAUAAAUGUAAAUAAAAAUAUAAAUGUAAACAAAAAUAUAAAUAUAAACAAAAAUAUAAAUGUAAAUAUAAAUAGUAAUAACAAUAGUAAUAAUAAUUAUUAUUAUGACAAAGAUAACCAUGUUAAUGAUAAAAUGGAUAGACACCAUAUAAAUGAUAAACAUUCAAAUGAACAACAUGUAAUACAAUCUUCAUUUUGUGAUGAAGAAAAUAUUAACAUAUAUAUUGGAACACCAGGAAGGCUACAUAAAUUAAUACAUGAAAAAAAAAUCAUCAAAUUAAAUAAUAUAUCUACAGUUAUAUUCGAUGAAUAUGAUUUUUUUUUCAACUCGAUGAAAGUAAAAAACAAUCUUAAGAACAAAGAACAUGUGGUAGAAUUAGAAAACCAAUUUUUUGCAAAACUAUUAAAAAGUAUAUAUUUAAAAAAUAAAGAAGAAAUUGUACAAAAAAAAAAAAGUAUAAAAGACACAAAGAAUAUACAUCAUUAUAAAAACAACAAUUCAGUUAUAAAUGUUAUUUGUUGUAGUGCUACCUCGGCAAUAUAUCCAUAUUUAACGUAUACAAAACAUAUUAUUACAACCAACUUUUUAAAUAAUUUAUAUUCAGAAUUGAUAAGUGAUAAAUAUAUAACAGAUCAAAAUUAUAAAGAAAGGAAACAAAUUCAAAAUGAGGAUAUUACAAAAAAAAAAAAAGAAAUAGUAAGUGAUGAUAAUGAUAAUGAUAAUGAUAAUGAUAAUGAUAAUAAUAAUAAUAAUAAUAAUAAUAAUAAUAAUAAUGAUGGUGAUGCUAUUUAUAGUAGUAGUAGUAGUAGUAGUUGUAGUAAUAGUUGUAGUAGUGGUGCCGGUUUACAUUUAAAUAAUCAAAAAAAUAACGACACUGAACAAACAAAUAAUUCAUUUAUCAAUUAUAAAAAGGAGCAAAUAAUGUUAAACGAUUUGUUCAAAAUAAACAAUAUUGUAAAGAUGCCAAAAAAUUUAAUACACCUAAACUAUUGUUAUGAUAAAAAAAAUAAAGAAAGAAAUAAUAAUGCUACCAGUAAUUUCUUAAGAGUUCUCUUUUCUAACCCACUCAAUAAAAACGUUUUGGUUUUCUGUAACACUAAGAAAAAAGUGUUGGACCUAUGGAGUCUUUUCCGAAACCGCUUUGACGUUGACAUUCAGACGAUAUUUUCUCAGAAGGAUAAAGGAAAAAAGAAGAUAUUCAAGGAUAUAAAUUAUGCUAAUUUUUUUAAAAACGAUUUGAUUGAUUAUAAAAAUUUAAAAAAGUACGUCAACUUUUUAUUUAUAUCAACAAAUUUGUUAUAUAGGGGUAUCAACUGUAUGGGUUUCACGACAAUUAUAAAUUAUGACAUGCCUUUUGACACUACAGAAUAUGUACACAGAUGCGGACGAAUAGGAAGAAUAAACAACAAGGGGGCUAUAAUAAAUAUUUUUGAAAAAAAAAUGAAAAGAAAUUAUAACAAAGAAAUAUUCAAUAAGUUAAAUAUAAAAACUUAUGAUAUUGACUGUUAUAUGAAUAAUAUGUUUACCUUUAAGGAAAAAGUAAAAAGAAAAUAA
Messenger RNA from Plasmodium falciparum 3D7, 4605 nucleotides. RefSeq names its product ATP-dependent DNA/RNA helicase PSH1 (gene PSH1). Gene Ontology annotation, molecular function: ATP binding; nucleic acid binding; ATP hydrolysis activity. Lineage: Eukaryota; Apicomplexa; Aconoidasida; Haemosporida; Plasmodiidae. The record is from RefSeq and is a predicted model, not a curated record.